CGGGAUGGCGGCGGACGGCGGCCUGGAGCAGCGGGCGCUGCAGUACGAGCAGACGCUGAUGUAUGGCCGCUAUACGCAGGACCUGGGAGCCUUCGCCAAAGACGAAGCGGCCCGCAUCCGGCGGCAGCAGGAGCGCUGGAAAGGGUCCCCGAAGGAGCACCUCCGCCCCUCAGAACUGCUGGAGUACGACCAGAGUCGCUGUGCCCGGUGCCGAAUCUGCACCGUGCGUUGCCAGAAGUUCCUCAUCUCCAAGGUGGGCGAAGACUGGAUCUUCCUCAUUCUCUUGGGCUUGCUGAUGGCCUUGGUGAGCUGGGUCAUGGAUUUCACCAUCGCAACCUGCCUGCAAGCCCAGAAGUGGAUGUACGGGGGGCUGGACGCCAACAUCUUCUUGCAGUACAUGGCCUGGGUCACUUACCCAGUGGUGCUCAUCACUUUCUCUGCCGGCUUCACACAGAUCUUGGCUCCACAGGCUGUUGGCUCUGGCAUCCCCGAAAUGAAGACCAUUCUGCGGGGCGUCGUGCUGAAGGAAUACCUGACCCUCAAGACCUUUGUGGCCAAGGUGCUCGGCCUGACAUGUGCCCUGGGGAGCGGGAUGCCUUUGGGCAAAGAGGGACCCUUCGUCCACAUAGCCAGCAUGUGCGCGGCUAUCCUCAGCAAGUUCCUUUCCCUUUUUGGCGGCAUCUACGAGAAUGAAUCCCGCAACACCGAGAUGCUGGCUGCCGCAUGCGCGGUGGGAGUCGGAUGUUGCUUCGCUGCCCCCAUUGGAGGCGUCCUCUUCAGCAUCGAAGUCACCUCAACCUUCUUCGCCGUCCGCAACUACUGGCGCGGCUUCUUCGCAGCGACCUUCAGCGCUUUCAUCUUCCGGGUACUUGCUGUGUGGAACAAGGAUGAAGAGACCAUCACGGCUCUUUUCAAAACCCGCUUCCGACUGGAUUUCCCUUUCGAUCUUCAGGAACUGCCGGCCUUCGCGGUUAUUGGGAUCGCCAGUGGCUUUGGCGGGGCGCUCUUUGUCUUCUUCAACCGCAAGAUUGUCCAGUUCAUGCGGAAGCAGAAGACCAUUAACCGCUUCUUGAUGAAAAAACGCCUGCUCUUCCCCGCCCUCGUCACCCUCCUCAUAGCGACGCUGACCUUCCCGCCUGGGUUCGGGCAGUUCAUGGCUGGCCAGCUCACACAGAAAGAGACCCUGGUGACCUUGUUUGACAACCGCACCUGGGCCAAGCAGGGCCUGGCUGAGGAAUUUGAAUACGGCGGCGUCUCUGAGGCCUGGAAGCACCCGCGCGCCAAUGUCUUUGUCACCCUGGUCGUCUUCAUCGUCAUGAAGUUCUGGAUGUCAGCCCUGGCCACCACGAUCCCCGUGCCCUGCGGAGCCUUCAUGCCUGUCUUUGUUAUUGGGGCAGCGUUCGGGCGGCUGGUGGGCGAGAGCAUGGCAGCUUGGUUCCCCGACGGCAUCCACACCGACAGCAACGUCUACCGCAUUGUGCCGGGGGGCUACGCAGUGGUGGGUGCUGCAGCGCUCUCCGGCGCCGUCACCCACACGGUCUCCACAGCCGUCAUUGUCUUCGAGCUGACCGGCCAGAUCUCGCACAUCCUGCCAGUCAUGAUCGCGGUGAUCCUGGCCAACGCCGUGGCCCAGAGCUUGCAGCCCUCCCUGUACGACAGCAUCAUCCGGAUCAAGAAGCUGCCCUACCUGCCCGAGCUGGGCUGGGGGCAUCAGGAGAAGUACAACGUCCGCGUGGAAGACAUCAUGGUGAGAGAGGUGCGCUACAUAACCCUCAACUGCCGGUACCGAGACCUUCACGACGUGCUUCACAGCACCAAGAUGAAGAGCCUGGCUCUGGUGGAAUCAGCUGAAUCCAUGAUCCUCCUGGGGUCCAUCGAACGCGCCCAAAUCGUGGCCCUCCUGAGCGAGCAGCUGAGCUUCCCGCGCCGCCUGCAGUACAUGCGUCAAAAGGCCCAGGCGGAACGCAAGGAGCCCGAGAAGAGCCCGGAAAACGAAGGGCAGCCCCCGCCUGACACAGGAGUGCGCUUCCAGAUCAGCACAGACGAAUCCUCAUUCGUCCCACCACGAAGCGAGGCCCGCAAACCCCUCAAGCCAGCCCUGAAACGAGCCUCCAGCAGUUUAUCCGAGAGCCCUGCAACCGGCACCGUGGACCCGCCUGGCAUCGCCCUGAGGAGUCUCUUCUGUGGCAACACCACAAUGGCAGAGCCUAAUGAGGAAGAGAAUUCGGGCCAAUCUGAAAAGCGGAAGUCGAAGCGCGUCCGCAUUUCCGUGGCGGAAGAAUUCGAAGUGAUCAGCGAGAUGACGCCGGCAGAGAUCCUGGAAUGGGAGGAGCAACAGCUCGAUCAGUUUGUCAACUUCAACAACAGCAAGAUUGACCCCGCCCCUUUCCAGCUGGUGGAACGCACAUCUUUGCACAAGACACACACCAUCUUCUCGCUCCUGGGGGUGGACCACGCUUACGUCACCAGCAUUGGGCGCCUGAUUGGCAUGGUGUCUCUCAAGGAGUUGCGAAAAGCGAUUGAAGGCUCAGUCACUGCCAAGGGUGUGAAGGUCCGGCCCCCACUGGCCAGCUUCCGGGAGAGCACGACCAGCAGCAGCGAGACGGAGGCCACAGAGAUCCACCAGCUGUGGGAACGACGGCACCGGCACUCCAUCCCCCGCGAGUCCAGCCCUUCCGAAAGCGACGACAAAUGCCAAUGACGGGAGAAGGACCGCCACAGACUGCCCCCUCGGA
Euleptes europaea (tarantolino) is the source of this 2735-nucleotide messenger RNA. It is a transcript of the gene CLCN2, whose product is annotated as chloride voltage-gated channel 2. Lineage: Eukaryota; Metazoa; Chordata; Lepidosauria; Squamata; Sphaerodactylidae. Gene Ontology annotation, molecular function: voltage-gated chloride channel activity. The transcript has 24 exons. Gene Ontology annotation, biological process: transmembrane transport; chloride transport. Bases 5 to 2701 code for a protein of 898 amino acids. Gene Ontology annotation, cellular component: membrane. The record is from RefSeq and is a predicted model, not a curated record.